Molecule: messenger RNA, 3876 nt
Organism: Plasmodium yoelii
Lineage: Eukaryota; Apicomplexa; Aconoidasida; Haemosporida; Plasmodiidae
Product: ABC transporter B family member 4, putative
Exons: 1
Coding region: 1-3876 (1291 amino acids)
Biological process (GO): transmembrane transport
Cellular component (GO): membrane
Molecular function (GO): ABC-type oligopeptide transporter activity; ATP hydrolysis activity; ATP binding
Source: RefSeq, a predicted model, not a curated record
AUGAAACUGGUGAGCUAUCAAUUUGUUAGAUUAUUGUUUCUCUAUAUACUACUUUAUCAAAAUUAUAAUGUAAUAAACGCUUUAAAUAAAAAUAGGCAUGAUAUUAUACACAAUGGAAUACACCCAAAUAUAUAUUGUUCAAUAAAAUGGCACAAUAAAAAUAUUUCAGAAAAAGUAAACAAAACUAAAAAUAGGCAUGCACUAAAUUUUUUAAUACCACAAAAUAGUUUGCAAAAAAGGGACCAUAAUAAUAGUGCCAACAUAAUUAAUUACACAUUUAUUAAAAAUGGUAACCACAAAAAAAUAUUUAAUUGGGGAAAUAAUAAUAAUUUAUUUCUUUCCCCUUUUUCCUCUCAAAAUGUUAAAAGCCAUACGAAAUUAUACAACCAAAAAAACACACUGUCAGACAUAUAUUCCAAAAUUAUAGAAAAAAAUAAAUCCAAAAAUAGCCUAUUAAAUGAUAUGACCAAACUUUUUAAAAUAAUAAAAAAAAGUAAAUAUAUAUUUUGUUUGGGGUUUUUAUUAACUAUUAUAUCUUCUGUUAUGGAUUCUUAUAUUCCAAUUUUUUUAUCAAAAGCAAUUUCACAUGUAAUGAGUAAAAGUGGUGAAAUAAUUGAAAAAAUAAAUGACACACCUUUUAAAUCAGUUUUUUUAUUUUCCAAUUAUAAAAUUAAUAAACCGCUAUAUGCAUAUAUAUUAGUAUCAAUUUUUAGUUUAUUAUUUUCAUCCUUCAAAUCUUAUACAUUUAAUUUAUGUGCUUAUAUAAGUACAAACAAAUUGCAAAAUCACUUAUUUAGAGUAUUAUUGCACAAAAAUAUUAACUAUUUUAAAAAAAAAGGAACAGGAGCAUUGUUAAGCCGAUUGAAUAUAGACUCUUCUGAAUUAAUUGAUAUAUUUACUACUAAUAUAAUAGUGUUAUUACGGAAUGUUAUCAAAAUGUUAUUAUCUUUUUAUUUUCUAUACAAAAUUAAUGUUAAACUUGUGUUUAUCCCUUUAUGUAUUGUUUUAUGCAUUUAUAAUAUCUCAAUUUUAUUUUCAAGAAUAUUUCGAGCCAUAGCAAAAGAAGAGAGUAAUAAUCUUGCUCAAUCAAAUAACAUCAUCGAACAAGCCAUUAAUAAUUUCUCACUAAUAAAUACAUAUAAUACACAUAAUGAAGAAAUAGAAACAUUUAAUAACUCUAUUAAUGAUAUUUGUAAUACCCGAAUGAAACUUGGAUUUUUUUAUAUUUUAGAAAAAUUUAUAAUUCGAGCAAUUGACAUAAUUACAUUUAUUAGUACACUUAUUGUUAUUAAACAAACUAUUCAGAACAAUAAUACUCACAAUGAUAUUAGACAAGUUAUUUCAUCUAUUAUAUAUAUACAAAAAAUUAUAUCUCAAUCUUCUACUAUUGAACAACAAUAUUCACGGAUUCAAGAAUUAAUAGGAAAUGCUGAAGAUGUAAUUAAACUAAUUGAAAAAGAUACGUUCCAAGAUAAUCAAAAUAAAUCUAUUCAUUUUAAAAAUUCAUAUACUAACUUUUUUAAUUUCACAAAUUUAAAAAAUUUUAUUUUCAAUUAUCCUAUUUUAAAAAAAAUGGAAGCUAUUCAAAAAAAUACAAACUAUGUUACUAAUAUUAUAAAACCUAAUUAUAUUAAACUUUUUGAAAGAAAUUAUAAUAAUUUAUCAAAAUACAUAAUGGAUGAUAAAGUUGAAUUGGAAGAAGUUCAACCAAAUAAGGAAAUUCUACAUGAACAAUUCCAAAUUGUUAAUAAAACUGGACAUACAGAUAACAACACAAAUAAAGAAAAUGGACAUAUUCCUGAAAAUUCAACAAAAAUUAAAAAAAAUAAAUUUGAUAUAAGUAUUCAAGAAAUACAUAGUUUUAUCAAAAAUGAUCAUGAACUUAUAAUAAAGUAUAAAUUAGAUAAAAAAUUCACAAACUUUUUAAAAACAAAAUAUAAAAAAUAUAUUAUAUCACUCAUUGUAAAAUUAUAUGAAAAAAGAAAUAAUUUUGUAAGUGAUGAAUAUUUAUUUAUGUUUGAUAAUAUUAGUACAUUUAGCCAAUUAAAAAAUGCAGAUAAAAAAAGUAUACUCAAAAUGAGCAAUAUAACAAAUAACACAAUAUUCAUAACCCUUCUAACUUUUCUAUUUUAUAAUUAUUCAAAGUUUUAUUAUAAAAAACAAAAAAAAAACCCUAUAAAUCUUUUAGAAAAAAAAAAAAUUAAAAAUACUUGUACUACACAAGAUACAAUUAAUAACAACAACACAUCUAUACUUAUUGAUGGAUAUAACAACACUUCUAAUGAAAAUAUUGUCGAAUCUGAUUCUUCGAAUACUGAAGAUAUAAAUAUUGAUGAUGUUAUAAAUGAUCCAAUAAUAUGUGAAUUAAAUAUACAUGGUACUUCUAGUCAGGCAAAUUAUUAUUGUGUUAAUAAUAAAUUACAUAUUCCCGACACACCAUAUAAUAGAGAAAUGGAUAAAGAUAUUACUCUGAAUUCGAAUGAAAUAAGCAAACAAAAUAAUUUAUACCAAGCAAAACAGAUAGACCAAGCGAAACAGAUAGACCAAGCAAAACAGACAGACCAAGCAAAACAGAUAGAUCAAACAAAACAGAUAGAUCAAACAAAUAAUACACCAAUUUCACCACAUUGUGACAUAUCCACUAAUGAAGACAAUUUGAUAAAGUUGAAAAACAAAAAAAAAAUAAAAAAAAAAAACUUUAAUAAUAUAUUAUCAUAUAUUAUGCAAAAUGCUAUAAAAGAAAUUGAAAUAUUAAGAUAUAUUGAUGAAAAUUAUAAAAAUAUAAAUGAAAAAUUAAUAAUGAAUAAUAUAAAUGAUGACAAUAAAAAAGGAAGUACUCUUACCUUUAAAAAUGUUGAUUUUUAUAUUGAAAAAUAUCCAAAAAAUAAAAUUUUAUCAAAUAUUAAUUUACAUUUUAAUAAUAUAUAUACAUAUGGAAUAUUAAGCUAUAAUAAUUCAGGAAAAAAUGCAUUGACAAAAUUAUGCUCAAAAUUGUAUACCAAAACUUAUGGUAAUAUUCUUAUAGAUAAUGAAAAUAUUGAAAAUGUUUCAAAAUAUAUAUUAACAAAAAAAAUGUCAAUAGUUGAAGAAGAUACUUAUUUAUUCAGUGAUAGUGUAAUUUAUAAUAUUCUUUAUUCAUACAAUUUUAAAGAAAAAAAAAAUUAUAUUAAUAAUAAUUUAUCCUACUCCUAUUAUAAUAUAGAGCUGGAUAAAAAUAAUAUAAAAAAUUGUUUGCAUUUAUUUCAAAGUGAUAAUGAUAUUCUUCUAAAUAAAGAUAAAAUUAACGAAACUACAACUAGCCAACACACAGUUACACACACACCUGAUCAAAUUAUACAAGAUAAUUUAUUAUUAGAAAAAAAAAAUAUAAAAACAUGCCUUAUGUGUGGAGAUCAAAUUGAUACAGCUUUAUUUGAUCAUAAAAAUAAAAAAAUUAAUAUAUAUAAAAAAUAUAAAACACAUUUUAUUACCAAAUUAUAUAAAGAAAUAAUAAAAGUAUCCAAAAUUGUCUGUUUAGAUAGUUUAAUAAAUUCAUAUAAAAAUAAAUAUUUCCAUAAUAUUAAUUCCCAUAAUUUAUCAGGAGGACAAAAACAAAAAAUUUCAUUAGCUAGAGCUAUAAUUAAAAACCCAAAAAUAUUAAUUUUAAAUGAAGCUUUUAGUGCUUUAGAUUCAACAAAUGAAUUAAAUAUUUUUGCAAACAUAAAAAAAUAUCUCCCUAAUUCCACUAUUAUUAAUAUUUCACACAAAAUUACCACAAUUAAACAUUGUGAUUAUAUUUAUGUUUUAAAAAAUGGAAAAAUUAUUGAACAAGGGUUACGAACAAAAUUACAAGAAGAUAAAAACAGUGAAUAUUCGAAAAAACUCACCGAAUUUUAA